CAUCGUAACGGUGGGUUCAUCUGUGGUGGUACUUUAAUCAAGAGGGACUGGGUGGUAACAGCAGCUCACUGUGUAACAAACAAUAACCCGUCGGCGUACUUUGUUCGUCUCGGUGAUCACAACCGUCGCGUACAAGAAGRAACAGAACAAGACAUUAAAGUCAUUAGAAUCAUAUCUCAUCCGAACUACAACAAUCCCCGACUAAGUAAUGAUAUUGCCUUGCUACAACUGGAAAAACAGGCUACACUGAACAGUCGUGUAGGCCUUGCAUGCUUGCCUGCUCACAACUACGAUCUACCUGCAGGAUCCAACUGCUACAUCACUGGUUGGGGUAAGAUAAGACACCCUGGAAGCUCUCAUCACAUCCUCCAACAAGCACACAUGCCUUCAAUCAGCCACGCCGAAUGCAAGAGAAAGAAUGGCAAUAUUGGUAUAACUAUCACUGAUGUCAUGCUUUGUGGUGGCAAGGCUAAUACUCAGAUUAGCGGUUGUCAUGGUGACAGCGGUGGACCUUAUGUGUGUAAGAAUUCCGCUGGCCGAUGGGUACUGCAGGGAGAUGUGAGCUGGGGUAAUUCUCGAUGUGAUUCCUCACAGAUGUACACAGUAUUCGGAAGAGUUGCWAAGUUUAGAAACUGGAUCGACAUGCACACACUAGGAGGCACUCAACCACCAACACAGCC
Molecule: messenger RNA, 680 nt
Organism: Actinia tenebrosa (Australian red waratah sea anemone)
Lineage: Eukaryota; Metazoa; Cnidaria; Anthozoa; Actiniaria; Actiniidae
Product: MAM and LDL-receptor class A domain-containing protein 1
Biological process (GO): proteolysis
Cellular component (GO): membrane
Molecular function (GO): serine-type endopeptidase activity
Source: RefSeq, a predicted model, not a curated record